GAGGAACGUCAGCACGUCGACGCGGGGCUUUUCUCCGGCCAGGUCCCGCUAGUCGAGACGGGGUGUGUUUGCUCCUGGAGUGCUGCUGUCCCUGAGCGAGGAGGACCGUGGCUGUCCGCUCGCGGGUCGGGGCGGUUGGCUAGACGUGGAGCCCCUUGCUCAGGGCCUUUUCGCCCCAGGGGCGCCUGGCAGAGGCGGAGGCCCCGGGACUGGCGCUCGGUAGCUAGGAGCCCAUCCCCGCCCUGGGCUCGCAUGGGAGGUGGCGGGAGGAGCGGCCUGGGAUGUUCAGUCUGAUGGCCAAUUGCUGCGGCUGGUACAAACGGUGGCGAGAGCCCAUCAGAAAGGUGACACUUGUGAUGGUUGGACUUGAUAAUGCUGGUAAAACGGCAACAGCAAAAGGAAUCCAAGGAGAGCAUCCUGAAGAUGUAGCUCCUACUGUUGGAUUUUCCAAAAUUAACCUUAAGCAAGGGAAGUUUGACGUCACCAUAUUUGACUUGGGAGGUGGAAAACGAAUUCGGGGCAUCUGGAAGAAUUACUAUGCUGAGUCCUAUGGGGUAAUAUUUGUUGUGGAUUCCAGUGAUGAAGAAAGAAUGGAAGAGACAAAGGAGACAAUGUCAGAAGUCCUAAGACAUCCCAGGAUAUCAGGAAAGCCUGUGUUGGUGUUGGCAAACAAACAAGACAAGGAAGGCGCUUUGGGAGAAGCUGAUGUGAUUGAAUGUCUGUCUCUGGAAAAGUUAGUCAAUGAGCACAAGUGCCUAUGUCAAAUAGAACCUUGCUCAGCAGUAUUAGGAUAUGGGAAAAAAAUUGACAAGUCCAUUAAAAAAGGCCUCUAUUGGUUGCUACAUAUUAUUGCAAGAGACUUUGAUGCCUUAAAUGAACGCAUCCAGAAAGACACACUAGAACAGCGUGCUCUUGAGGAACAAGAAAAGCGGGAAAGGGCUGAGAGAGUGCGGAAAUUGCGGGAAGAAAGGGAACAAAGAGAAGGAGAACAGGCGGAACUUGGUGGAACCUGUGGAGUGGCUGAGUUGGACCCAGAACCAGUUAUGGUUAAUCCUUUCCAACCGAUAGCUUCUGUGAUCAUUGAGAAUGAAAAAAAACUUGAAAAGGAAAAGAAGAAGCAGGAGCUGGAGAAAAGCAAUGAUGGCUGUUCCCUGAAACUUCAGAUGGACCAUGAACAAAUAGAGACACAGAGCCGAAUCAGUGACAACAGCCAAAAAAACGAGUUUGGAAUAGCAGAAAAUUAUAAAGAGGCAUUGACACAGCAGUUGGCGAAUGAGGAUGAGACAGACCAGCAGUCUUCAGAAUCAGAUAACAAUAAAAAGAAGACUAAGAAACUAAGAAUGAAAAGGAGUCAUCGAGUAGAACCAGUGAAUACAGAUGAUUCAGCAACGAAGAGUCCAACUCCACCGCCACCUCCUCUUCCUGUUGGCUGGGGAACCCCCAAAGUCACUAGACUUCCAAAACUUGAGCCUCUUGGUGAAACACGUCAUAAUGAUUUCUAUGGGAAGCCACUGCCUCCUGUGUCUGUGCGACAGAGACCUAACAGUGAUGCGCAUGACGUGAUCUCAUAACCUCGUCCUAUGGAUUAGCUCUCAUAAUUCCGGCAAGAUGUCCUGAGACUUCCUCCUUUCUCAAAGAAAACCUCUGAGGGUUAAUGAUUGGCGCGAGAUAACCAUGUUGGUUUCCGGGAUCUGACUUGAUGUUUGACUGCUCUACAUUCUUCGUGGUUUAAAAGAGAAAGGAAACAGAAUGAUCUGUAGAUUGCUCUGAGCGUUUGGACCAUAUUAACAAGAUUGAAUAUUGACCUUUUGGUUGGCAUCUUCUCACUCUUGGGCAUAUUCCUGAAGGAAAAUCUCUUCAGAAAUAGAGCCAAUGGACUCUGCAUACCUUCUUUACUAUUUGUUUAAUACUCUUUAUUUCUACAUAUUAAACAUUUUUAUAGGAUGCAUAAGAGAAUUGGGAGAUUAUUAGCCAAAUUUUAAACUAUUUUUAUAUUUUUCUAAAGCUUGGUUAGAAAUUUUAUUAUUUUACUGAAUGUGCACUUUUCUUAGAUGAUUUCUUUAAAUUGUGUGUGGAAAACAGUUAAGUUAUUUGUCAGACCAUGAAAAGUACUCCUACAAAAAGGAUAUAUUUAUAUGGCUUUAAGUAUGUUUUAUAAUGAUAUGGUUUCUAAAGCGUACAUCAAAAUUUUACAUCAUCUUUAAAAUGAUACUUUUUUUAUAAAGCAGAUUCUGAGGUUUUUAUUCUGCCAAAUUAUGUAAUUUGGAAUAAAUACUCAAGAAGAAAGUUCA
Messenger RNA from Ochotona princeps (American pika), 2291 nucleotides. RefSeq names its product ADP ribosylation factor like GTPase 13B (gene ARL13B). The coding region runs from base 282 to 1571 and encodes 429 amino acids. Lineage: Eukaryota; Metazoa; Chordata; Mammalia; Lagomorpha; Ochotonidae. Gene Ontology annotation, biological process: receptor localization to non-motile cilium; non-motile cilium assembly. Gene Ontology annotation, cellular component: motile cilium; ciliary membrane; non-motile cilium. Gene Ontology annotation, molecular function: GTPase activity; GTP binding. The record is from RefSeq and is a predicted model, not a curated record. The transcript is spliced from 10 exons.